Molecule: messenger RNA, 1225 nt
Organism: Strongylocentrotus purpuratus (purple sea urchin)
Lineage: Eukaryota; Metazoa; Echinodermata; Echinoidea; Camarodonta; Strongylocentrotidae
Gene: oard1
Product: ADP-ribose glycohydrolase OARD1
Exons: 6
Coding region: 504-1082 (192 amino acids)
Biological process (GO): peptidyl-glutamate ADP-deribosylation
Source: RefSeq, a predicted model, not a curated record
CCCUUCUCUCUAUACAUAUUCAUUUCACAUAAUUUGCAUAUUACUUACAUAUUCAUUUACUCAAUUACUCAACCCAAUGCCUUCCUCCAUUCAUCUCCUCUACAUACCAAGUCUUCCAUCUCACCUGGUGGUAUGUUCCUUUGUUCUCCUUUAUUCAUGGAUCUUAGGUAUUUCCACUUCUUACUUAUCAUUGGUCUUCUUCUCAUUUUCCUUAUGAAUAUUCAGACUUACUCUCAAAUCCCAUUUUGCUACUGGUUGAUGAUGUAUUUCAUUUGUACUUUGCUUAAAAAUGUUCAGUAUGAUGCUGCAUAGCAGCCUACAGUAAAAGACAGACAGACCUUUCUUGCACUGGACAUGAUCUGAGUCGGUUGUAUUGAAUUUGGGCUCUGCUACUUUUAUGUUGGAGACUUAGGAUAGAGGAUUGAUUCAAGUUUGGCAGUGGUUUUGGAUGAUUGGUGUUUUAGAGAUAUUGGUUCUGACAGUUUCUAUGGUAACAUCCAAGGAUGGACAAGUAUCUGAUCAAGAAAAAUGGGAGCUCUUUAUCAAAGAGGUCAAAGGUCACCAAAGAUGACCCAGAGGUCAAAGAUCAGGAUGCAGAAGAAGAUGAGGAGGAGUUGGAUCAGCCUACAGCCAGCAAGAGACUGAAAACUACAUCGUUUAAUCUGAAAGAGGUGAAGGGGGACCUUUUCGCUGCUUCCCAGAGUGAGAGCUUGGCCCAUUGCAUCAGUGCAGACGUGAGGAUGGGCAAGGGCAUAGCGAAAAUCUUCAAGGAGAAGUUUGGAGGAGUUAAAGAUCUCCAAGCACAAGGAGUAAAGCCGGGAGGAGUAGCAGUGCUGAAGAGAGGACCCAGAUUUAUUUAUUACAUGGUCACAAAGGAGAAGUACUGGAACAAGCCAACUUACAAAUGCCUCCAGGACUCUCUUCAGUCGAUGGCCAAUCACUGCAAGAGGAAUGGGGUCAAGACACUUUCCAUGCCUCGUAUCGGUUGUGGGUUAGAUGGCCUGAGGUGGGACCAGGUCAAGCAACACAUCUCAGAGAGCUUUCAGGACCUGGACAUCACAGUGACCAUUAACACAAUUUGAUCAGCGGCAGGUGCUUCGAGACAAGAUGUGUCUGUGGUUUGAAGCUCUGGAUCGGUCACAAAGAAACAGUCCUGGAGCAGUCCGACCAACAAGUGCCUUUGAAACUCAACUCAUUUGCUGAUCACUGCUAAAGCGAUUGGACC